UGUAGAAAAAUGGCGGAACGUGUGAAACUCGAGACAGUUGUGGCAGCCCUGAAAAUAUUAAUAACUCCCAAAGAGAAUGAAUCUCCUGAUACGGACAGGAAGACUGCAUUGCUUAACUCGUUAGAUCUCAAUGUAUCCUCACUGGAAGAGAGGCUAUUAAAUGCCCUGGAGUGGAAGGCACUGGGGACCCUGCGGGCGAGGGUUCAAGCUGAGGCCAAGUGUCUCGAAGGAUGCUUUGAUAGCCCUGCAGAGCCACACUGGAGAUUCACUUCAGAGACCCUGCUGCUAUUCCUUUGUCUGAAGGAAUGCAUGAUCGAGCUUGCUGCUUCGUUCAACGCUCCCAAACCAAAUCCCCGCACACCCGAGGCUGCCCCUGCUUUGAGUCCAGAUACACUCAGUGUCUCCCAGCAGAAAACCGUCCAGUCUGCUUUCCAGUUUGUGGUGUGUAUGGGAAUUUGCCCUUACCUAAUGCCUGGUGUAGGUUUACCCCUCCAGCAGCGCUCAGAGUUUGGAGCCCUUGUACAGAGAAUGGUGGAAAGUGACCUGCCUUCAAUCCGCACACGUAGGCUGUACAUCUCCUGUACAGCACUUCUGGAGGUAUCCCGCCACCCGUCUCUGGGGAGCCUUCUGCUUACCAACCACCUUGGGGACCUCAUGACUGGGCUGUGCCAACUGGGAUUUUGCCCAAUUAAAGCAAAAGUGGAGAACACAACUACUGCUAACCCAAAGGAUCUGACUGAGAAGGAGAGAAUUCAGUGUAAGGAGUCACUGCGCAGUCUGUUGGAUCAGGUGUACCAGCCACUUGUUAUCCGGCAGCUUCUCCUCUUGCAAGGUGGCCCUAAACAGGGCACAUGCACACCUGGGAUUGCAUCUAAAACCCAGCGGGUUCCUGCCCCUUCUUGGUUACGUCGUCUCUCAGGGCAGCUACUCUCUGAGCGGCUAAUGAAGCCUCACGGAGUACAAGCUGUAGUCCGAGGAAUACUGGAAGGAGCUGGAGAUGGAGCAGCUGGAGGACGUGACGCAGAAGCUGCAGCAAGCGACUGGAAGAAAUGUGUUGCGGUGGCUAGAAUCCUGGCAUCGUGCCCCCAGCAGUCCCUCUCUCUGGAAGAAUAUUAUCAGAGUAUCUGCCCGCAGAUUCUUGAUUUGCUGCAUAUCCAGAACACUCUAACAGUGCGUCAGUUUCAGAGAGUUGCCACGGAAACGUUCCUGAGAAUGGCGCGGGAGAAUCCUCAGCUGGCAGAGAAGCACCUCUUCUUGCCUAUGCUGGAACCCCUCCUGCGCUGCUUCCAGACACCAUCAGAGACCCUUCCUCACCCAGGAGAGACCCUGGUAUCAGAAAAGCAGCUUUCGCAGUGUGUGGAGGACAUUGUUAAAGUUUUUGUGGUCGGGAACGAUCCCACAUCCCCCGUGUUGAACUUCACUAGACGAGUCCUUUCUACAGUUUUUUCCUUGUAUUGCUUUGCGCGACAGAAUGUGUCCCACUUAAGAUCCCCAUGUCAGGAUAUUGUUCUGUGGUUUUUGGAGAAGUCUGAGAGGGAAACCGCAGUUGCUGCCUUGUCAGGAUUGGCUGGCAUAGAUCAGUCCAUGCCCUCCCUGCCCUCUUACUGCCAGAUCAAACCAGGCAGUCAUGGUGGAGCAAUCAUCACAAUACAGGAGAAAAGGGAUGAUGAAGACGAUGUGCUGUAUGAGAAGUUGUCCUGGGAGCAGUGGAAGUUGCUCUGUCUCGUGGAGUUAAUCUCAGUUGGUUCCGGUGGGGGUUUGGCUGCUGAUUUCUUCCUAUUUUGUCUAAAGAAGCUGACCCCACUCAUUGCCGAGGAGGUUGAUGAAGACACGGAUUGUGGUGACAGUCUCUUAGCCCUGGAGCAGAAGCUGUCCCUGCGUUCACAGUCUCAGGAGAGACGUCUGCAGCUUCUUCAAGUACUGUCUGUGCUGUGCGAGAGGACUUCAGACUCCAUUUUCACCGACGUGCAGCAGGUGGUGGAAUUUGUAGCCGUCACACUGGAGCGAGCAUGCACGAGCCUUGCUCUUUCGGAAGGUGGCACAGUGGUGUCACAGACACUCAGUAUGGCUAUGGGACUCGUGGCAGCCAUGUUGGGAGGGGCAGUUAAGCUGACAUCACCUGAUUUCAAGCAUCUGAAAAGAUUACUUCCAUUGCUGGAGCAAGUAUCCCUCACUCACCCAGAGCUCGUUAUCCAGGAGCUGGCCAGUGAUCUCCGAAUCAGCAUCGCCACGCAUUGUGCAGUACAGCUGCCACCCAGGACCAGCGGCCACCAGGUGACGGUGGCUCAGGAUGUACAGAACAAGAAAACGGGAAUGGGAGAACCAAGUGAUGACCAGAGGCUCAAUCAUGGAGACUUCCAAGAGAUAAUGAGCAGUGCACGCCAUUCUGAUGUUCCUACUCGUGCAGCUGCUCUCCGCUUCCUGACACGUCUGCUGGAGCAAAGGCACCGAGAAGCUCUGGAGCACAAGGAACAGGCCCUAAAGCUGUUCCUGGAUAAUCUAGAAGAGGAGGAUCCGUUUGUCUACCUGUCAGCAAUUCAAGGCAUGGCCGUCCUGUCUGGGGAGUUUACUGAGCGAGUACUACCAAUCCUUCUGGCUCAGUAUGGGAAUACUGCAUCUCCUGACUGCAAAGUUCGAAGCCCAGAGACCAGAAUGAAGGUGGGAGAGGUGCUGAUGAGAUGUGUCAGAGUAAUGGGGGACAUGGUUUCCCAGUACAGAGACCUCCUGAUACAUGCUUUUCUUAGUGGCUGCAAAGAUCACGAUGCCUUGCUGAGGGCCAGCAGCCUGUCUAAUCUGGGGGAGCUGUGCCAGCAUCUACAGUUUGCUUUGGGUCCUAUAAUACACGAGGUUAGCAGCUGUUUAUCGGCCAUGGUCCGGACAGACCCCGAAGCUCAGGUGCGAAGGGCAGCUACACACGUGGUGGUCCUUCUUCUCCGAGGACUGAGUGAAAAAGUCACAGAGGUCUUGCACGACGUCCUGCUGGAUCUAUACCGAUUGCUGAAAUUUGUGGUGCGAUGCGAGACGGACUCAGUCUGCGUGCUUCAUGCACAGCUGGCUCUAGAAGAACUGGACAGGAUUAUAAGAGCUGCGCUACUGCCAUCACAGAAACUUGAGAAGAAAAUCGUAGUCCUUCCUUAGCAGAUUUAUACCGACUGCCAUUCUUGUACACGAUAAAUUCCUGUAAACCCAGAUUGUGUUACUGCGUUAAGCCUGUACCUUGGAAUUCAGGGACAAAUAUCUUUUAAUUCCUGAUCAUAAAAUAUAUUGACUGUAUCUUACGCCUGGUGUGGGGGCUAUAAGAAAGAGCAAUGGCGGUGGUCUUUUUCAUGCCAUUUCUCCAUUGAAUGAACGCUGGUAUUAAUAGUAAUCUAGUUAACAGUUGCCACU
This is a messenger RNA of Pelobates fuscus (common spadefoot toad), 3387 nucleotides long. RefSeq names its product transport and golgi organization 6 homolog (gene TANGO6). Gene Ontology annotation, biological process: protein secretion. The record is from RefSeq and is a predicted model, not a curated record. The coding region runs from base 10 to 3138 and encodes 1042 amino acids. The transcript has 18 exons. Lineage: Eukaryota; Metazoa; Chordata; Amphibia; Anura; Pelobatidae.